AUGUCGUCCCCGCACUACUCGGAUGUCUCCUCUCCUUAUGUCCAGAAGGAGGAGGACUUCUUGGACAAAAACCUGAUUCCCACCAUCAAGUCCUACAAGAACAUGGAGUUUCUCAACAGCUACGCAGGGCGUAUGAUCCGCAUCUUGUGCGAGUUUGAGGAGCCUCAGCAGCGCCUUCAGCGGCACUUCAUCCGCUCCACAGUUCUCUUCUUCGGCAGUGCACGCUCCAUGACCCAGGGGGAAUAUGACUCCACCAUGCGGGGCCUCCAGUCCAAACUGGCGGCUGCCACGGAGGAAAAUGCUAAGGUGAGCAUCCAGAACGAGUUGACUCGCCUGGAGAAGACGCAGUGGAUGUGCAAGUGGGUCGACCUGGUGGAGAACUUGGCUAAGAUGGUGGCGGAGUUCGCUCGUAAGGAGCGGGAGAUCAUCAACUGCAGUUUCAAGUACAUCCCGGACUACUUCAGGUUGCCGCCCGAAGAGAAUUCGGAGUCCCUGGACGACUUGCACAAGCGCUUUGGCGACCUGGUCGUUACCACAGGUGGUGGCCCCGGUUUCAUGGAGGCGGCGAACCGCGGCGCUGCGUCGGUGCCCGGCGCUGUUACGAUGGGCAUGGGUAUCUCCCUCCCAUUUGAGAAGGGUCUCAACCCCCACGUGACGGAGGGCUUGGCAUUUGAGUUCCACUACUUCUUCACGCGUAAGUUUUGGAUGAUGUACUCGUGCCGCGCCAUUGUCGUCGCCCCGGGUGGAUUCGGCACGCUGGACGAAAUUUUUGAAUUACUCACUCUGAAGCAGACGAAGAAAAUCCCUUCGUUACCGGUAGUGUUACUCUGCAAGCAGUUUUGGAAGACGGUGGUCAACUGGCAGGCGCUGGCGGACUACGGCGUGAUAUCUCAAGACGAGAUCGAUAGUCUGCUCUUCACAGACUCCGCGGAUGAGGCGAUCGAGCACAUCAAAGAAUUUUACCGCCGCUUUGCAAAUGAUUCGACCAGCUUGGCGUAA
Messenger RNA from Leishmania braziliensis MHOM/BR/75/M2904, 999 nucleotides. RefSeq lists its product as hypothetical. The transcript has a single exon. The record is from RefSeq and is a predicted model, not a curated record. Gene Ontology annotation, cellular component: cytosol. Lineage: Eukaryota; Euglenozoa; Kinetoplastea; Trypanosomatida; Trypanosomatidae. Bases 1 to 999 code for a protein of 332 amino acids.